Saimiri boliviensis boliviensis (Bolivian squirrel monkey) is the source of this 2298-nucleotide messenger RNA. RefSeq lists its product as uncharacterized. Gene Ontology annotation, biological process: regulation of immune system process; negative regulation of transcription by RNA polymerase II; regulation of cytokine production. Lineage: Eukaryota; Metazoa; Chordata; Mammalia; Primates; Cebidae. Gene Ontology annotation, molecular function: RNA polymerase II cis-regulatory region sequence-specific DNA binding; DNA-binding transcription repressor activity, RNA polymerase II-specific. Gene Ontology annotation, cellular component: nucleoplasm; nucleus. The record is from RefSeq and is a predicted model, not a curated record.
GGACUUCCGGCGUCGAGUCUGCAGACCACGUUCGGUCGUGGCUGCAGUCGUUACCGACACUACACUGGCUAGGACGCCGGACAAGCGCCACUUUUCCAGGCCGAGUAGAGACGGACAGUGAGAAGGAUAGGACUCAUAAACUUUUAUGUCAGCCGCGAUCCCAUCCCCACAAGUGUCUGCAAAACGCUUCCUGGGGCCUCGGUGCCAGCGCUGUGUCUCCACGGCGCGCGGAGGCGGCGCGGCGAACCUUAUACGCAUUUUACACGGCGGCAGGGACUGAUGUCCCUCGCAGCCCAGAGCCGGAGCCAGGGGUCGGCCGGCGGACCGGCUUCCUGCCCUCCUCUCAAGGCCUCACUCCGCCCCCUGGGCUCAUGGCGGCGCCCGCGUUGGCAUUAGUAUCAUUUGAAGACGUGGUUGUGACCUUCACUGGAGAAGAAUGGGGGCACCUGGACCUGGCUCAGAGGACCCUGUACCAGGAGGUGAUGCUGGAGACCUGCAGGCUCCUGAUCUCACUCGGGCAUCCUGUUCCCAAACCAGAGCUGAUCUACCUGCUGGAACAUGGGCAGGAACCGUGGACAGUGAAAAGAGGCCUCUCUGAAAGCACCUGUGCAGGUGAAAAAGCAAAACCCGAGACUACAGAACCUACUGCUUCUCAGCUGGCCUUCUCUGAGGAAUCCUCUUUCCAGGGACUACUGGCACAGAGAUCCUCAAGGAAUUCCAGGUUGGGGCAAGCUAGAGAUGAGGAAAAGCUUAAAGAAAUUCAGGAAGGGAACUUGAGGCCAGGAACAGACCCCCACAAACAGAUAUGCCCUGGGAAGUUGAGCUAUAAACAUGAUUUGGAGCGAGCUGAUAGUCUGGGUUUAAGGGUUUUACAGGAACAAGUCACUCCACAAGAUGUUCUCCAUGAACAUGACACUCAAGGACCAGGAAAAGAUCCCAUGAUUGAUGCAAGGAAUAACACUUACACAUGCACGGAAUGUGGGAAAGGGUUUAGCAAGAAGUGGGCCCUUGUUCGGCAUCAGCAGAUUCAUGCCGGAGUAAAGCCCUAUGAGUGCAGUGAGUGUGGGAAAGCCUGCCGUUACAUGGCCGAUGUCAUUCGUCAUAUGAGGCUUCAUACUGGGGAAAAACCAUAUAAGUGUAUUGAAUGUGGGAAAGCCUUCAAACGCAGGUUUCACCUCACGGAGCACCAGCGUAUUCACACUGGAGAUAAGCCCUAUGAGUGCAAAGAAUGUGGCAAAGCGUUCACUCACCGCUCUUCUUUUAUCCAGCAUAAUAUGACUCACACUCAAGAAAAGCCCUUUUUAUGCAAAGAAUGUGGUAAAACUUUUUACUACAGCUCUUCAUUUGCUCAGCACAUGAGGAUUCAUACUGGAAAGAAACUCUAUGAGUGCAGUGAAUGUGGAAAGGCCUUUACACACCGCUCCACAUUUAUCCAGCACAGCAUGACCCACACAGGAGAAAAACCAUUUUUAUGUAAAGAAUGUGGAAAAGCCUUUUGCCUCAAUUCAUCCUUCACUCAGCACAUGAGGAUUCAUACCGGAGAGAAACCCUAUGAAUGCAGUGAAUGUGGAAAGGCCUUUACUCAUCGCUCUACUUUCAUCAGACAUAAGAGGGCCCAUACUGGAGAGAAGCCCUUUGAGUGCAAAGAAUGUGGGAAGGCCUUUUGUGACAGCUCUUCCCUAAUUCAGCACAUGAGGAUUCACACUGGUGAGAAGCCUUAUGAGUGUAACGAAUGUGGAAAGGCCUUUACACAUCACUCUGUUUUUAUUCGACAUAACAGGACCCACAGUGGACAAAAACCCUUGGAGUGUAAAGAAUGUGCAAAAGCCUUUUACUAUCUCUCUUCCUUCACUCGACACAUGAGGAUUCACACUGGAGAGAAGCCUUAUGUUUGUAGAGAAUGUGGAAAGGCCUUUACCCAACCUGCAAAUUUUGUUCGGCAUAAUAGGAUCCACACUGGAGAAAAACCCUUUGAAUGCAAAGAAUGUGAGAAAGCCUUUUGCAACAACUUUGCUUUAACUCAGCACAUGCGAACUCACACUGGAGAGAAACCCUUUGAAUGCAGUGAAUGUGGAAAGACCUUCAGCCACAGUUCAUCGUUCACUCACCAUCGAAAGAUUCAUAGCAGAGUUUAAAAGAUACAGCAAGGUCUUUUACAAGUGUGUUCAUCUUUAGUGAACUCAUAGUAGUGACAUACCUUUCCUUUUGAAUAUAGCUUGAGGAAAAUCUUUUGGCCAGAGAAACAUCUUAAUAUCUGAAAAUUCAUACUAAUGAGAAACAUAAUUGUCCUUGUGAAAU